Anopheles cruzii is the source of this 2295-nucleotide messenger RNA. It is a transcript of the gene SRPK, whose product is annotated as SRSF protein kinase 3. Bases 1 to 2277 code for a protein of 758 amino acids. The transcript has a single exon. Lineage: Eukaryota; Metazoa; Arthropoda; Insecta; Diptera; Culicidae. The record is from RefSeq and is a predicted model, not a curated record. Gene Ontology annotation, molecular function: protein kinase activity; ATP binding. Gene Ontology annotation, biological process: protein phosphorylation; regulation of mRNA processing; spliceosomal complex assembly.
AUGAACACUAAAUCCGAUACGAACCGACACGUGCUGACAAUACAGGCGAAGAAAAAGCGCCAUAAGACGGGAAAGAGAAAGGGCAAACAGACGACGGCGGCAGCGGCGGCGGCGGCGGCAGCGGCAGCGGCAAAGACGGCCGCGGCAGCAGCGGCGCAGAACACCGGCCACAACAACUAUCACUCGACCACGGCAGCGGCCAGUGGUGGUGGUGCUUUCGUGGGUGCCGGAGUGCCGGAGCGACAGCCGCCGGGAGCAAGCAGUGCGGAAAAUGCGGACUGUCCCGAUGCGACUGCACUUUUCGUAGGUGACGGUGAUGGUACGAUGAGUGACAAUCAGGAAGCGGAGGCCCUCUGUCCCGAUGGUACCGCAAUUUUCAUGGAUGACGGUGGUGGUGGUGGCAAGCGGGCACCGGUAGGUGUCGGUGGGAGCCUCUGGUCAACCGAUGCGAACGCAAGCUCCUCGAACGAAACGAUCGAGCAGGACCGCGACGGGGACGGGUACACGAGCGAAGAGGAGGAACAAGAGUGCCGGGAAGACUACGGUCGGGGGGGCUACCAUCCGGUCAAGCUCGGUGAUCUGUUUCUGCAACGCUACCACGUGAUCCGCAAGCUCGGCUGGGGACACUUCUCAACGGUCUGGCUGAGCUGGGACCUGGAAGAGAAGCGGUACGUGGCGCUCAAGAUUGUGAAAUCGGCGCAACACUUUAGUGACACGGCCAAGGACGAGAUACACAUCCUGAAGUCGAUCCUGAACGCCGAUCCCGGCGAUCCGAAACGGGACAAGGUGGUACAGCUGCUGAACGACUUUCGGAUAACGGGCGUCAACGGGACGCACAUCUGCAUGGUGUUCGAAGUGUUGGGCCACAACCUGCUGAAGCUGAUCAUGAAGUCCAACUACCGAGGCAUUCCGCUGGUCAACGUGAAAUCGAUCAUCCGGCAGGUGCUCGAGGGGCUGGACUAUCUGCACACGAAGUGCAAAAUCAUUCACACCGACAUCAAGCCCGAGAACGUGCUGGUGUGCGUGAACGAGUGCUACGUGCGUAAGCUGGCGUGCGAGGCGACGGAAAUGCACGCGAUGGGCUGCAAGCUGCCGAUAUCGCUCAUCUCGGCCGCUCCGCCCCAGCUUCAGGAGCAACCAGUCAGCCAGAACAUGAGCAAGGCGAAGAAGAAGAAACUGAAAAAGAAAGCGAAAAUGCAAACGGAACUGAUCAGACAGCAAAUGGAGCACCUUCAGCUGCUCGAACUCGGGGGACUGGAGAAUGGUGACCGUUCCACAACAAUAACUAGUAGUAGUACUAUAACAACGGCCAGUUCGGUGGCGGCGGCGGCGGCCGAGGGCGACGACUCCACGAAGGCACACGGCGAGGGCGCUACAAUUACUAAGCCCAGCCCAGGGUACGAGAUGUCUUCUGAAACGGAACGAUUGCUAGUGAACGGUGGUGCUGGUGGUGGCAUCGACGGAGGCGGGUCAUCGUCGUCGGGUGAGGAAGAUCGCCAAACGCCAAACGCUUCGACGCUCUCCAGCCCGUCGAUCAGUGAAGCCACAUCCAACAACAAUGAGGAAGCCUUGGACCAACGGAAAUCGCCGACGACCGUCGAUGGUGCCGAAAACGAUAAGGAGUCCGGAGUCGGUGAUAAUGGUGAUCCGAAAGCGGCGACCGAAAAGCCGUCAUCUUCAUCUUCGAACUCGAAGCUGCACAUUGGCGAAUCGGUACGGAAAAUAUUGUCCUCGGUAAAGGAACCGAAAGAUCCGGCAUUCGAAGUGUGCGAUAUCGACGUCAAGAUAGCCGAUUUGGGAAAUGCGUGUUGGGUGGACAAGCACUUCACCGAAGACAUCCAGACGCGUCAGUACCGCUCGCUGGAGGUGAUUAUCGGUGCCGGGUACGAUACAUCGGCCGACAUUUGGAGCACGGCGUGUAUGGCGUUUGAACUGGCCACCGGUGACUAUCUGUUCGAACCGUUUUCCGGGAACGAUUACUGUCGCGAUGACGAUCACAUUGCGCACAUUAUCGAGCUGCUGGGUCCGGUCCCGAAGCGCAUUGCCCUGUCGGGGAAAAACUCAAGCCAUGCGUUCAACGCUAAGGGUGUGCUGAAAAACAUUUCCGGCUUGAAACCGUGGGGAUUAGUGGACGUGCUGAUUGAGAAGUACGAAUGGCCAGUCGAGGACGCCUUCGAGUUCAGUGACUUUCUCAAGCCGAUGUUGGACUACGAUCCGAAGACGCGUGCAACCGCCGCCGAUUGCUUGCAGCACUCGUGGCUGCGGGAAAAGCCCUGAGCCUCACAGCCGUGGGCA